Elgaria multicarinata webbii is the source of this 4168-nucleotide messenger RNA. RefSeq names its product myocardin related transcription factor B (gene MRTFB). Gene Ontology annotation, cellular component: nucleus. The transcript has 15 exons. Gene Ontology annotation, biological process: positive regulation of transcription by RNA polymerase II; smooth muscle cell differentiation. Bases 237 to 3506 code for a protein of 1089 amino acids. Gene Ontology annotation, molecular function: transcription coactivator activity. The record is from RefSeq and is a predicted model, not a curated record. Lineage: Eukaryota; Metazoa; Chordata; Lepidosauria; Squamata; Anguidae.
UUGGACACUCUCCACCUCGGCUCAGCCUUCCUUUCUCAGAGAGAGUUAAGCGCUUCUAGCCGUUUGAGUGUACUUUCAGGUCAAGCUGGGAAGUAAAGGGUAAUGGCUGCUUUCAAACGCUUUAAAGACAUAAUUGCUCAAUUAUCGCUACAUUGAGUGAAAGGAGCAGCACACUGCUGGUUUGCAAAUUGGUCUCUUUCCUAUGCUGGAUGCUGCUUUUCUAAAGGAGUCUCAUCAUGAUCGAUAGCUCCAAGAAGCAGCAACAGGGUUUCCCAGAGAUCUUAUCUGUUGGAGAUACUGAAUUAUUGAAAGAAAAGGAAUGUCUUGACACGAGCAGCCAGAAAAGUCUUAAGGAAGUACUUCAACUGAGGCUCCAGCAAAGGAGGACAAGAGAACAGCUGGUGGACCAGGGAAUCAUGCCACCUUUGAAGAGCCCAGCUGCAUUCCAUGAGCAGAUAAAGAGCUUGGAAAGGGCCAGGACUGAAAAUUUUCUGAAGCACAAGAUACGCAGCAGGCCUGAUCGAUCCGAGUUAGUCAGAAUGCACAUUCUCGAAGAGACGUUUGCAGAACCCUCUCUGCAGGCAACUCAGAUGAAACUGAAGCGAGCACGAUUGGCAGAUGACUUGAAUGAAAAGAUUGCUCAGAGGCCUGGGCCUAUGGAACUUGUGGAAAAAAACAUCCUUCCUGUUGACUCCAGUGUUAAAGAAGCAAUUAUAGCAGUUGGUCAGGAGAACUAUCCUCAAGGUUUGGAUGAUUUCUCAUUUGAUGAGGACAGUAGUGAUGCUUUAUCUCCAGAUCAGCCUGCCAGUCAGGAAUCCCAGGGCUCAGCAGCAUCUCCAAGUGAAUCUAAAACAAGGGAAGCACCAUCUCCAGUCACCGCAAGCAACUCUACUAACCAGUAUCCUACAUUACCAUCGUCAGUACCUGAAUUUCUGAAGCCAUCUGUCACAGAUCAGCACACUGCACGUUCUACAACUGCUGCUCCUCUUACCACAAAUACCGUGUCUGCAGUAAAACACUGCAGUGGGCCAACACUCAUAAAGCAACCCCAUCCCAAGAACCCAAGUGACAAGCCUCGGAGCAAGAAAUGCAAAGAACCAAAGCCCAGAGUGAAGAAGCUGAAGUACCAUCAGUACAUCCCACCUGAUCAGAAAGGUGAGAAGAAUGAGCCACUGAUGGACUCCAACUAUGCUCGCUUGCUACAGCAACAGCAGCUUUUUUUGCAACUACAGAUCCUGAGCCAACAGCAGCAACACUACAACUACCAUGCGAUUCUUCCUGCACCUCUCAAGCCAAUGAGUGACAAACAGGGAAACACUGGGACUGCAGCACUGAAUGCUUUGAACAAUAACACAUCCUCAGGAGUAAACAACACGCCGAGACAGAACAGUAAUAUUUCCAACAGAAAACCAGGACCUCUGCCUUCUAGUUUGGAUGACCUAAAGGUAGCUGAACUGAAAAUGGAACUCAAGCUAAGAGGACUACCAGUGUCUGGAACUAAAAUGGAUCUUAUUGAGCGGCUGAAGCCCUAUCAGGAUCUUAACAAUAAUUCUGUCAGCACAAAUAAUACUCUGGCAGGAACUCCUUCCCUGAAUGGCACCAGUAAUCCUGGAGAAGUCGCUGCAGUAUUCCCUGUAGCUACAUUAAAUAAGCCAGCCGUUGGUUCAGUUCCCACCUUUCCUCCAGAAACCGCAUCUGCUGGAAAUGGCAGCAAAUCCACCCACAUGGAAUGCAUUGGCUCCCCUUUGCCCAUUUCCCCAUGUCCUUCAGAACAGUCCAGUCUCAGUACCGAGGACACCAACAUGGCAGAUACUUUGACAGAAAUUAUGACCAUGAUGUCCCCAUCACAGUUCACGAGCACAUCACCUCUGAGGGUGACCCUCAACGAGGACAGCCACAGCAGCGGGGGCACGUCGGGCGUGGAGUUUGAUGCGGCGGAAAAGGACCGUAAACUUCAAGAAAAGGAGAAGCAGAUUGAAGAUCUCAAAAGGAAACUGGAACAAGAGCAGAAACUUGUGGAAGUGCUGAAAAUGCAGCUUGAGGUUGAAAAGCGGGGUCAUCAGCAACAACCCCAAGCUCCGGUUCAUGCAGUGCUGCCUUUGAACCACAAGCAUAUCAGUCCUGCCGUCAAAGAGGAAGGCACUUUAGCAGAUUGCUCUGACGCAAGCCCAUCAACAUCUGAAGCCAACCAUUCUUUAGGACAACCCAUGUCAGUGGAUGUCCAGAACCUCGUUGCCAAAAAGGCUAUUGUCAUCAAGCAAGAAGUACCUUUGGCCAAAGCUGAACCACAAAACAUCAUAUCUCAGUUCUACGUAAGUUCACAGAGACAGCCCCAAACUGCUGUUGUUGCCCAGCCCCAAGCUGUACUUACUGCACAAGGAACAGCGCAGCUGCUGCUACCACUGUCUCUCCAAGGUCCAAAAUCAGGCACUUCAGUGCAACUGCCUGUGGGCAAUAUUCAGGUACAGGCCCAACCACAAGCUGGAAUUCCAACCAUGACACAAGUAUCAGCUUCUUCUAAUUUGGCCCAGAAAGUAUCUCAGAUGCACACUUCACUGCCCAAUCAAAAUGCUUCCCCACCGCAUGCGCUUGGUCAGACCCCACAAAACAGAAAGGUAUUUCCUCCUACCUCAUCAAAUGCAGUGUUUUCCUAUCAGAAUCAGUCUGUAACAACUCUACAGCAACCUUUGUUUAAUCAGGCACCAAAUGCUACAGUUCACUCAGGGAACCAGAUGCCAUUGGCCCAAAAUGGGCCCAAUGCUCCUCAGAAGCCUGCCUCCCCAUCUCAAUCCCAGCAGUACAUUUUACAACAAACGUUGUUCAGCAAUUCAGUAACCAAGACAAAAGACCCCCCACGCUAUGAGGAAGCCAUCAAACAGACUCGCAGCUUGCAGGCUUCUCAACGAGAGAUUUCCAGUGCACACAGCCAGCAGAUGGAUGACCUCUUUGAUAUCCUCAUUAAGAGUGGAGAGAUUUCCAUGCCCACCAAGGAAGAACCUUCUUUGAUUUCCAAAAUGAGACCAGUUACUGCCAACGUCACCACAAUGCCAGUUAACACAGUGGUGUCUCGUCCACCACCACAAGUCCAGAUGGCCCCUCCUCUCUCCUUAGAACCAACAAGCAAUUUCUCUUUAUGUCUGGAGAACCAGCUAGAAGCUCUUUUGGAAGGAACUCUACCUUCAGGGAACGGGAUGCCUCAGUUGCCGAGCAGUAGUGACGACAGAGAGUCUUUCUCUCUUAUUGAAGAUCUUCAAAACGACCUCCUUAAUCACUCUGGCAUACUAGAUCACUCGCAGUCGCCUAUGGAAACAUCUGAUUCCCAGUUCACUACUUCUAAUUCCUGUUUAUCUCUUGACCUUCCGGACACAAAUUUAGACAACAUGGAGUGGUUAGACAUUACCAUGCCAAAUACGUCAUCGGGAUUAACUCCUCUCAGCUCAACUGCUCCAAGUAUGUUUUCAACAGAUUUUCUUGAUCCACAGGAUCUACAGUUGCACUGGGAUUAACUGAAAAGGUGAAGCCUACUUGACCAUGGUUUUUAAAGAUCCAUUUACAGUUAUAGGUCCAUUGUUUCACUAUCUUUGUUUCCAGGAUUAUUUUUAAAAUGAUCUUUAGGGAUUUUUUUUUUAAAAAAAUAAAAAUAAAAUCAUAGGUAGUAAAAAAAGAAAAGAAAAAGAUAUGUUCUAUUAAGAUAAAAAGCAGAAGAGGAUGGUUUUGAAACCAUUUGAAAAUUUAUCACUGGCAAGCAAUUAAAGGGGAGGGAAUAGAGACUGGAUCUUAAUUCAUCGUAAAGAGGAAAGCAAAAUGUAUUUGGGCAAUGACAUAAUAUCACUGCACCGGACUGUUUAUGGCCUGAGCCAAGUUUAAGCUGCAUUGUGAAACCUCAGGCCAAGUAAACAAACAGACGAGCAAACAAACACCUGAUGAGAUUUUAUAAAAUGGUUGAAGUUGACAGAAUUUGGAUUUUGUCAUGACUAUAAAAAUUCUUUUUCUCCUUCUAUUCUGUUUAAAGGCUUGAGCUAAUACUUAAUUUUGCAACAUUUAGGUAUUGAAUCAGUUAGGUGACUUGACAAAAAUGUGAUAGACUAAAAGAUUACCAUAUUUCUUCGACUGUAAGAUGCCAUCGAUUGUAAGACGCACACUAAUUUCAGUACCACCAACAGAAAAA